AUGCCAACAUAUGUAAAAUUUUUUAAGGACAUUUUAACGAAGAAGAAAAGAGUCAAUGAGAAAGAAGUGAUAGCGCUAACGCAGGAAUGUAACGCGUUAGUAAGCAACAAUCUACCAAAGAAGCAGAAGGACCCCAGGAGCUUCACAGUUCCUUGUUCGAUAGGAGGAUUAGAUGUGGGUCAUGCAUUGUGCGAUCUAGGAGCUAGCAUUAAUCUCAUGCCACUUUCAAUUUUUAAGAAAUUGAGGAUUAGCGAAGCACAACCAACUUCUGUCGCCAUUCAGCUCACUGACAGGACAAUUAAGUACCCAGAAGGGAAUAUUGAAGACAUUUUGGUGAAGGUUGACAAUCUCAUAUUCCUAGCAGACUUUAUUGACUAUGAAGCAGAUAGGGAGGUACCAAUUAUCCUUGGACGUCCCUUCUUAGCUAUUGGAAAAGUUUUGAUUGACGUGCAUAAAGGUGAAUUAAUUAUGUGCGUGGACAAUGAAGAGGUGAAGUUUAAUGUGCUUAAUGCAUUAAAGUUCCCAGACAGUGAAGAUUGUCAACUAAACAGUAUUAAGUUGCUUGAAGAAGAGACUCAUGUAUGUGAGGUCCUCGCAUUGAGGAGACCUUGA
This is a messenger RNA of Benincasa hispida (wax gourd), 612 nucleotides long. NCBI's taxonomy places the organism in Eukaryota, Viridiplantae, Streptophyta, Magnoliopsida, Cucurbitales, Cucurbitaceae. The record is from RefSeq and is a predicted model, not a curated record.